AUGGUUCAUGGGAAGAAGCUGGCUGAGGAGACGCUGCUGCCUUCUGUGCUGGAAGACAGUGAUGCAGAGACAGAAAGUGAGAAGCUACAGCUGGGGAAGGUAGGAAGUCAACCAUCUAGCCAACUCUGAAAACUCUAAAAUAAAGGGUAAGAAAGACAAGUGAAAACAGCCUCUGGUACAGGAGGUUACUCCAGCCCUGACAGAAACGUGCUAGACGGAGGUGAAAGAGAGGGUGAAGAGGAGGAAGAGGAGGAGGAGGAGGAGGAGACUGAAGAGGAGGAGCUGAGAGGAGAGGAGUAUGUGAUCUCUGAAGAAUAUGACACAGAUUUGGAGCUUGGAGAUAAGGAGGAGGCAUAUGACCCCACAGGGCAGACGAGCUACAUGGAGGCGUGUGAAAUGUUACAGGUAGUGCCUGUCUCAUAUUUCCUGCAGCAUAUGCAAAACAGCGAGUUGGCCAUGAUGCAUCAAGGUCUGGGGCCUCAGGGUACCAAAGCACUGGCGGUUCCCCUGGUAACCAACACUUCAAUACUGAGGCUGAACCUGCGAGAUAAUUGGAUGGAAGGAAUGGGUGGAGCUGCUAUCGCCGAGAUGUUAAAGGAAAAUUGUUACAUUACAGAGGUGGACCUAUCAGACAACAGGCUUGGGGAUUAUGGUGCCAAAGCCAUAGCCGGGAUGCUUAAGGAGAAUGGAACCCUGGUCAGCCUCAACCUAUCAGGAAAUCAUUUCACAGAUCAGGCAGCUGAGCACCUCAAGCUGGCCCUCAUCACCAACACCAAGCUGCAGCAUCUCAACCUCAGCUACAACGCUCUUGGAGAGCGUGCAGGGCAACUCCUCGGGGACGCUGUGUCAGAAAACACAGGGUUAAGAUCAUUAAGUCUGGCCUGGAACUGCAUUCGAGGGAGAGGAGCAGUGAUGUUGGCCAACGGACUUGGGGCAAACAUUUUCCUCAGAAGUGUGGAUCUGUCAUAUAACGGCUUUGGGAAAGAAGGAGCCAUUGCUUUAGGACAGGCUCUUAAAGAGAACAAUGUUUUGGAGGAGUUGAAUGUGAGUAACAAUCGAAUACCCCCUGAUGGAGCCGUCCGCCUCGCCAUGGGCCUCAAAGUAAACAAGACAAUCAAAUCCCUGAAUAUGGGUAGGAACCCCAUCCAGAACGCUGGGUGCUACGGGAUCCUCAAAUCUGUGCAGGAAAACCCAGAUUCAGCCAUGGAGACAUUAAACUUCUCUGACAUCACAGUGAACCAGGAUUUUGAAGACUUGUAUACAAGAGUAAAAGAAAUGUUCCCUGCGCUUCAAGUAAAUCACGGGGGCAGAAUUGGCACAUUCAGAAAAGCAAAAGCCUGA
Messenger RNA from Scomber japonicus (chub mackerel), 1341 nucleotides. RefSeq names its product leucine rich repeat containing 74B (gene lrrc74b). The transcript has 11 exons. Gene Ontology annotation, molecular function: protein binding. The record is from RefSeq and is a predicted model, not a curated record. Lineage: Eukaryota; Metazoa; Chordata; Actinopteri; Scombriformes; Scombridae.